UACAAUUGCAAUACAUGUAUUCGGAACCAGGAGUAUUUCUUCAUAAGAUCAGAUCAUACAGCAACAGAAAUAGCCAGAAACAACAGCAAAUACAGAAAUUACAGCAAAUACACAUUUGUUCCCUAAAGUUCUGAUGAAACGUUUUGGAACGGCUGAUGAUUGCGCUGGCCUGGCGGCUUAUUGAGCUUCAGAUGAUGCUAGUUACGUCACAUGGGAGGAUUUUUGUAAUUUCUGGUGGGUUGUAUAGCAAACCAUAAGAGUCAUGGACUAAAACUUGUUCAGUAAAAUGAUCGGGACCAAACAGCAACUCGUAUUGGAAUUAAACAGAAAAAAAUAUUUAUUCUUGUUACGACUUGUAUACUAUUGCAAUUUUAUUCUAGUUCUUUAAACCAUUGCUCAUUUUACCUUUUUUUCAAUUUUUUUUUUCGAAUACAUUAGUCAAAAACUUCGUCAAAUAAUGAAAUUCAUUGUAUUAUCAAGCGAGCGCUAUUAUUCACGAAUAGUUAGCUGUACAUAGUAUUGUACACCAGCCACAACUGAAUCGGAGAAGAAAGCGAGAUCAACGCGAGGACUUGCAAAAGUAGUACAGCUGUGUGAUUCUUCAACGAUACUCACAAUUAACUGAAUAGUUAUAGUCCAGAGUAUAGGAAAUUUAUAGCUCUGGCUCUUUUUUCACAUAGGCCACAUAAGAUUAGCUGUAAAUUCCGAAUGUAUCGCCUUUCACGUCUCUCAAAAUAUGGGCGGGUGGCGUCCCCGCGUUUUAUGUCAUCGGCCGGAAAUCUUGGUGGCAGAGUGGCAAUUAUUACUGCAGGAACAGAUGGUAUAGGACUUGCAAUUGCCAAACGAUUGGGACAGAAUGGAGCUCGUGUCGUUGUUAGUAGCCGAAAGCAGAAAAAUAUUGAUCGUGCAGUUGAUGAAUUGAAAUCAAUUGGAAUAAAGGUUUUAGGAAUACCAUGCGACGUUGCUGAUUCUGAGCAAAGACAAAAUUUGAUCAAAAAGACAAUGAAAGACUUUGGUUCCAUAAAUAUUCUUGUUCAAAAUGCUGGAGUCAAUCCCCAUCUUCUUAACAUUAUGGAAACUCCAGGAAGCGUUCUUGACAAAACAUACGGCCUUCAUAUCAAAGCUAACUUUCAGAUCGUACAAGAAAUAUUUCCUCAUAUGACCAAAAGUGAGCACCAAGGUUCUAUUAUAUUAACGUCAAGCAUUGUUGGUUAUACAUCUCAACUUAUACCAGGAGCUUAUGCAAUCACCAAAGCAUCGAUCAGUGCCAUGGUUCGUGCCUUUACGCCAGAACUAAUGAAUCGAAACAUACGAAUAAAUUGUGUCUCCUUUGGAGGAAUUGAUACUUCGUUUUUUCAAAAAGUUCAACAGAACCAGCCUUUUCGUGAUAGUCUAUUGAGUUACGUUCCGAUGAAACGUUUUGGAACUGUUGAUGAAUGCGCCGGCUUUGCGGCUUAUUUAGCUUCAGACGAUGCUAGUUACGUUACAGGGGAGAAUUUCGUAAUUGCUGGAGGGUUGUAUAGCAGACCGUGAGAGCCAAUGAAUGAGCAGAAAAUCCUAUUAUAACAAACUUCAAUGCCUUAUCAUGCGAUGUUAUUCAAGACUAUUUAGUUGCAAAUAGAAUUCGACGUUACUCAUCCUUGAAAAGUGGGGGUAGUUGGAACGCUAUCCAGCAUCGUCGUGAACUGUGAAUCUAAAUAUACUGAGACUGGUCACGAGGCUCUUAUAUCGUGAUCGAUUACGUCUGUUAGACAAAUCUGUUCAUCAUGCAACUGAGCCACGGACUAACGCUGUAUAAAAUGGGUAAUCUUACUAAUGGAUCAUGACUUCACAAUCAUUGAUUUAUCACACUUCUAAUAUACGUAUUCAAUAUCAUACCAUCAAUCAGUCUGUUAGUGUGAUAUAAAAAAAAUAAAUUUGUUUAUUUUGGGACUCAUAACGUCUUACUUCUUCAAUAUGUUGAUAACUUAUGUGAAUGACAUUUUUUAAUUUGUUUAAGAUGCAUGUCCUUUAUUUGCGCUUAUGUCGAGAUUGUACUUUCGAACUCAGGGAUUUAACAACUUGUUAUUUUCGUGUUUUGAUAUUUAAUACGUUACACAAUAUAAAAACAUAUGUCAAUUGCAUCGGAAUGAAUUUAAUUGAACCCGGUGACGCGGUGGCGGUGACCAAUAAAUAAAAAGGAAUUAGAUAGUUCUUCAUCAGGUUUGAUACCUAGGUAAAUCAUUUGUAACCAAUAACGCAACUUUACUCUUAAUCCCUGGAUCAUUGAAAAUAAAUGCCGAUCUUUCAUAUAUGACUAGGUGGAAUGAUAUACGUAGCAACGAAAUAAACGAAAAAAAAUUGAGUUCAAAUAUAUAAUUGUUUUAUAUGCAUAUACUCAUUUUCACUAUUUGGUGAUAAAUAUAUUUUUCUUUUCUGAAGUAAACUAAAUUUGUCUGGCAUAGCCAGAACGAUUUGAUUUAAAACAUACAAAUAAAUUGUCUGUCAUUCGGAAGAAUUGAUACUUCGUUUCUGAAAUCUUUCGAGUUUGAUUCCGAUGAAACUUUUUGGAACGGAUGAUGAAUGCGUCGGUCUCGAGGCUUAUCUGGCUUCAGACGAUGCCAGCUCGUCACAUAUUAGACCGUAAGAGCCAUGGACCGAAAUUUGUUCAGUGACAUAAUCGGGACCAAACAGCAACUCGUAUUGGAAUCAAUAUAAAAUAUAUAUUUAUUCUUGAUACAACUUGUAUACAAUUGCAUUUUUUUCUAGUUCUUGAACCCAUUGCUCAUCUUCAUUUAUUUUUUGUCGAAUAAAUUAGCCGAAAACGUUGUCAAAAUUCAUUGUACUAUCUAGCGCUAUUGUUCAUGAAUAGUUAGAUGUACAUAUAGUAUUGUACGUCAGGCACAAUUGAAGCAGAGAAGAAUAUUGGCAAAUUAUCUUGCAUCGUCGUCGGCCAAUAUUUGGGCAUUUUUAAAAGUAAAUACCCAAAUAAAUUAUAACUUAUUUUAGUAUAUGUUGAUUUAUUUGCAAAUAAUCUCGGUCGUUUAGUUACGAAACGCCAGUUUUACCUUGCGUAAGCUUCUCGCAAUUUACUACGAAUUUUCUUUGGCGCUGCAUUCAUAUUAUAACGGCUGCAGUACCAUACAAUAAUAAUGUGCGCGUCCUGAUCUAUUGGAAUAGAUGUUUGUAUAAGCACUUCAUUUUUGUCGACGCGGUUCUAUCUAAUCGAUUUUUUCAAAAUCCGAAACGAUUGUCCAAAAGAUGUUGAUUUUUGUAUAAGUUAGUAUGAGAAACAGUCAAAAGAUUGUCGAAAUGGCAGUCAAAUCGAAAUCCGGUGAAAUAAAGUGCUUUCAAACAAAUAUUAACUUAACGAAACAAGAAAAAUCAUGAUUAUUGAAUGUAAAUGUAAACUAAGCCUAAAUGAUAAUACUAACCCAAACGAUUGGUGAGAUACGAAUUUUGAAGUCCUACGUCCAACCGACUCACGACGAAAUAGGGAAAAUAUUUGUCCCGCCA
This is a messenger RNA of Styela clava, 3495 nucleotides long. The record is from RefSeq and is a predicted model, not a curated record. Lineage: Eukaryota; Metazoa; Chordata; Ascidiacea; Stolidobranchia; Styelidae.